AGGAGGAGCCAGCAGCCGGGGGGAGGGCGCGAGACGAGGGCAUGGUGGAUUUUCUUUUUGUAUGUGUGUACGCAAAAGGUGGAAUACUGAGGUCCCGGUUCUAAUUCUUGUAAGCCUGUGGGCCGCCCAUGAGCCUAUUUGGAAAUAUGGUUACUCAGAAGUGACAACUUCUGGGCACAAAUGAAAAUCUCUCUUCAAACUGCAGUUCUAUUGAGAGAGGUAGAGUUUUCCAGGAUGUCGUCCUCCUAGAUGCUGAGACGCCCCCCCUCAAUGUCAUUCUUAGGGAUGCUACCACAGUGGGAACUGUAUCUUUACUUGGUUCUUUCUUUUGGCUUUCAUUUUUAUUCUUUCUAUGAAGUGUUUCAAGUCUCUCGGGAGUAUGAAGAUGAACUGGACAGAGAAUUUGAACUGGAAACUGACACACUGUUUUGGAGAUUUAGAAAGGAUCCUAUGGAUUUUGAAUGGAGUUUUUGGAUGGAAUGGGGAAAAAGGUAUAUACUAUGGCUUCUUUGUGGCCACUUAGUAGUAUCCCAGAUGUCCAGCCUUUACAUGGCGAAGCAUAAACCCUGGUUUUUGAUGGCCUAUGGUAUGGCAACCAGCUGGUUUCUGCUGGGCAUCCAUGGUCUGAUAGUGAUUUUGCUACAUGGGACUGUCUCAUACUUAGUGGCUCUGUUUAAGAACCCUGUUCUGACGUGGCUGAGCUCAUUGCUUCUGUUAACAACGUUGCAUGUACCUGCCCUGGAAGAAAUAAAGAGAGGCUGGUAUGCCAGUGAAAGUGAGUACUACUUGCUACUUUUCACCCUGACUGUCCGCUGCCUCUACUACACAAGCUUCAGUCUAGAAUAUUGCUGGCAAAGGCCUGUCAAGUUGGCACAUCACUCAUUUCUUUGGAUGUUGGCGUAUGUGUUCUAUUAUCCUGCAUUUCACAACGGGCCCAUUCUCACCUUCGAUGACUUUCAUGAGCAGAUGACUAAACAAGAAUCCUGCAUUUUGAAGUCUAAUCUCUGGGAUUUCAUCCGGGCUGCCAUUCGGAUUUUGCUUUGGUGGGGGCUGGCAGAGUCUAUGAUUCAUCUGAUGUACAUGCAUGCUAUCUACAGUAGUCCCUCACACAUGGAAACAGUCACCUAUUGGACCUUAGGUGGCCUGGCAUUGGCUCAAGUCCUGUUUUUUUAUGUGAAGUACCUUGUCCUCUUUGGUGUUCCUGCCCUUGUUAUACGUAUGGAUGGACUCAUGCCUCCUGACCUACCUCGCUGUGUAAGCACCAUGUACAGCUUUUCUGGAAUGUGGAGGAGUUUUGAUGUUGGACUGCAUAGAUUUCUUAUCAGGUACAUUUACAUCCCAAUGGGAGGAUCCCGCUGCAGCAUGUUUAAGAUGAUGUUUUCCACAGCAAUCACAUUUGCUUUUGUAAGCUAUUGGCAUGGUGGCCAUAACUACCUUUGGUCCUGGGCUGUACUUAAUUGGCUUGGAGUAACUGCCGAAAAUGGAGUGAAGAGGCUGGUUUCUCUCCCAGGUUUCCAUAAUUUCAUUAACCAUUGUUUGUCCCCAAGAGGUUGUCGUCGACUCCAUGCAGCUCUGGCAUCUGUCUCUACGAUGUUCUUGAUUUUUUCCAACCUCAUCUUUCUUGGAGGAAAUCAUGUUGGGAGAAUCUACUGGAACAGAAUCUUCAUUGAAGGCUGGCCCUGGGCAACACUCUGUGUGUUCGGGUUCCUGUAUUGCUAUUCUCAUGUUGGGAUUGAAUGGCAGCACACAUACACCAAGGAUGAGCAAUCGUCCCAAAGGAUGCCAUCUAAGUCUUAAAAGAAAGCUCCAAAGAACUUACAGAUUCCUCCCCCACUUCCUCUCCAUGUACAACGUAUCCUGUUGCAGCCUUUGAAAUCUGGAGGCUUAUAUACUUGCCACAGCAAGUAUAUGCAUUUGCACAGCUGCACAAAAUCUCAAAACUCUGGAAACCAUUUUAAUAUAUAUGGGGUUUUUUAAAUGGACUCCAUGAAAUGAAAACACGUUUGAAAAUGUAUUUGUUUCCCAGGAUGCUAACUUGUACAUAUGCAUGUACACAUGCUGCAUAUGUAGUUGUAUGUAUAAUAUGAGUGUGUGUCAGCAGGAAAAAGGUGUGUUAUACAGUAGCGGCCAAUCGGGGCUGCGGGGUCAGGGUGGAGGGGCGAAGAGCAGGGCUGGAAGGAGUAAAUGGGCCACAGCUGCACCUCUCUCCCUCUCUCUCCCCACAUUGCCCCAGCUGCGUGCCCCUCUUCCUGUAUU
Messenger RNA from Hemicordylus capensis (graceful crag lizard), 2256 nucleotides. RefSeq names its product hedgehog acyltransferase (gene HHAT). The record is from RefSeq and is a predicted model, not a curated record. Lineage: Eukaryota; Metazoa; Chordata; Lepidosauria; Squamata; Cordylidae. Gene Ontology annotation, cellular component: endoplasmic reticulum. Gene Ontology annotation, molecular function: palmitoyltransferase activity. Gene Ontology annotation, biological process: protein palmitoylation. Bases 250 to 1797 code for a protein of 515 amino acids. The transcript is spliced from 13 exons.